Eriocheir sinensis (Chinese mitten crab) is the source of this 4462-nucleotide messenger RNA. RefSeq names its product integrin beta-PS-like (gene mys). Gene Ontology annotation, biological process: cell adhesion mediated by integrin; integrin-mediated signaling pathway; cell migration. Gene Ontology annotation, cellular component: focal adhesion; cell surface; integrin complex. Gene Ontology annotation, molecular function: integrin binding. The coding region runs from base 184 to 2688 and encodes 834 amino acids. The transcript has 17 exons. The record is from RefSeq and is a predicted model, not a curated record. NCBI's taxonomy places the organism in Eukaryota, Metazoa, Arthropoda, Malacostraca, Decapoda, Varunidae.
GGAAGAGGAGCAUACGGGCGUGACGUCACUGGCGAUGUUUGUUCUCCAAUUUUAGCUCCAAGUGCACCUCGCAUCCCUCUCUUAUUUUCGCCUUUUCCCCGCCUACCAUGCUCUUCUAACCCUUCCAGCCGACCCCAAGCAACACUUCCACCCCCGCAGCUUCCAGAGGUGCCCGAGGUGAUCAUGAGGCUGAGCGGGUGCCGUGUGGCCGCAUGGCUGGCGGUGGUGGCGGUGCUGUGUGGCCUGGCGUGGGGACAGUCAGGAUGCAGCAACAAGGUGUCCUGCUCCGCCUGCAUCCAGACCCCCAACUGCAUGUGGUGUGGACGGCCCGGGAACUUCACGGGCGAGGAGGGCAAGAGUCUGUCUCGGUGCAUCAAGCGCACAGAUGAUAUUGCAGCCGAGUGGCGAGACGCAUGUGGGAUCAAUGAUGUGCACGAACCAGCCAACUACUUUGAGAUGCUGAUCAACCACGAACUGACGCAGGCCGGGGUGCUGGCCGGGAGUGGGGGCAGCCUGGGUGGGGCGGCCGGGGCUGCUGGUGGGUCAGGAGAGUCCGUGGUGCAGAUCAAGCCCCAGCGUGUGGCCAUGAAGCUCAGAGUCCAGGAAUCCUACAGUCUGGCCGUGACCUUCAGACAGGCGGAGGACUACCCUGUUGACCUGUACUACCUCAUGGACCUCUCAAACUCCAUGGCAGACGACAAGGAUUCCCUCUCCAGACUGGGCACACAGCUGGCAGAGGAGAUGGACAAGAUCACCCGCAACUUCAAGCUCGGGUUCGGCUCCUUCGUGGACAAGACUGUGAUGCCCUACGUGAGCACUGUGCCUGAGAAGCUGGUGGCUCCAUGCACCAACUGUGCUGCGCCCUAUGGCUUCAAGAACGCCCUCAGCCUCACCAGGAACGCCUCUGCCUUUGCUGAGGAGGUUCAUCGCGCGCCAGUGUCCGGAAACCUUGAUGCGCCCGAGGGAGGCUUUGACGCCAUCAUGCAGGCCAUCGUGUGCCAGGACAAGAUCAGGUGGCGUCAGGAGGCCAGGCGACUCCUGCUCUUCUCCACGGAUGCUGGCUUCCACUAUGCUGGCGAUGGCAAGCUUGGAGGCAUCGUCAAGCCCAAUGAUGGAGAGUGCCACCUCAACAACCAAGGGGAGUACACCCACUCUGUGCUGCAAGACUACCCUUCAGUCUCUCAGAUCAACCAGGUGGCCAAACAGCACAAGAUCAACCUCAUCUUCGCCGUGACCCGGGAACAGUCAUCCGUGUACUCCCGCCUCGCCCAGAUGGUUGAGGGCUCCAGCCAGGGCGAGCUAACGGCUGACUCCUCCAAUGUUGUGCAGCUGGUCAAGGAGGAAUAUGGGAAAAUCACAAGCAAGGUAGAGCUGAAGGACAACGCCACAGCUCCUGUCCGCAUCCGCUAUUUCUCCAAGUGCAAGGGACCCGUCGAGAAGGAGACCUCAACGUGCACGGGGCUGCGGGUCGGCGACGAGGUGGAAUUCCGCGCCGAGAUCACUGUGGAGAAGUGCCCCGAGGACCCCAGCGAGUGGAACCAGGUGAUCGGCAUCUACCCUGUGGGCCUGCGCGAGUCUCUCAUCAUCGACCUGGAGAUGCUGUGUGACUGCCAGUGUGAGAGGGCCGGCAAUGAGGGCUACAUCCCGGGGGCUGAAGCUUGCAACUUCCACGGGAUUUACCAGUGUGGUGUGUGCCUCUGCGACAAGGGUUACCUGGGCAGCCGGUGCGAGUGUGGCUCAAACACUCCCUGGGGCGUCGGGGGAAGCUUCGACGACUCCAGCUGCCGACAGACCAACACCUCAGCCAUCUGCAGCAGCCGUGGGACUUGCACGUGCGGCGAGUGCAAGUGCAACGAACGGGAGAACCCUGAGGAGAUCGUUGAAGGUCCAUUCUGUGAGUGCACCAACUUCCUGUGCACACGCUUCAAUGGCCUGCUGUGUGGCGGCCCCGACCAUGGCGUGUGCAAGUGUAACAAGUGUGAGUGUAAGCCGGGCUGGACCGGGGACGACUGCAUGUGUGAGGACAACAAGGACAACUGCAUCAACCCGGCCACUGGAGAUGAGUGUUCCAACCAGGGUGUGUGUGAGUGUAACCAGUGCAAGUGUUCAGAGAGCAAGGACGGACGAUACUCUGGGAAGUACUGUGAGGACUGCCCGCUCUGCGGGACAGACUUUAAGUGUGUGGACUUUAAGGAGUGCGUGCAGUGCCGAGUGUACCAGACAGGACCCUACAGUGAAGACCCGGAGCUGUGUGCCAACUGUUCCGUUCUCCACAGCAGGGUCACGGGACUUCCCUUUGCCAACUACAGUAUUAAUGUGACUGACUGGGCUGAAGUGGAGGAGGAGGGUGAGCGGCUGUGCACCUUCUUUGACGAGAAUGACUGCCGCUUCAAGUUCGUGUAUGGCUACGACGACGACAAGGAGCCAGUGGUGCGUGUCCAGCAGACCCUCGAGUGCCCCCCAACGCUGGACAUCCUCGGCAUCGUGUUGGGUGUGAUCGGGGCCAUCGUGGCGGUGGGCCUGGCGUUGCUACUCAUGUGGAAGGUCCUCACCACCAUACACGACAGGCGGGAGUAUGCACGCUUCGAGAAGGAACGCAUGAUGGCCAGAUGGGACACAGGCGAGAACCCCAUCUACAAGCAAGCCACAUCCACCUUCAAGAACCCCAUGUACGGAGGGGGCAAGUAAGGUCCAUGCCGCCCUGCCUUACCACAGUAUCAAAAUCCUUGUAUUGUUAGCCUCUCGGGGCCCCUCCUGGGAUCUCGCUUCCACCCCGCAGAAGCCAUUGGUGGAGGGGGUGGAGGUCUUAUAUCCUACCCGCUGUGUUCUGUUAGCAUGUUAGUUAGUUUUUUUUUUCCUAGUUAUCAGUUAAAUGUGAUAACUUGUAUGUAUGUUACCCUCUUUUCAUUUUUUCUUACACAAAUCCUCAUCUAGCAUUUUUAUUUUGUUCAUUUCAUUUUUUAACAGCUUACUCUUCUUCUUUGUCCUGAGAGCUUUUACCCAUGAGCACGUAGAGUUGCUGUUUCGGGGGGUCGUGGCUGAGGGUUUUUAAGACCACAUGCUUUUCCUGACACCAAGAUGCAGCACUGGGUUUCAUACUGGCACACACUGACUCUUAAUUUCUUUUUUAACAAUACAUUUUUUAUAUACUCUAAAUUUUCCUUCUUUUUCUUCUAUAGGUAUUUUGAGUCACAUUUCAGUAUCUAUUUGUCUUGUUUAUACUGUUGCUCUCUCUGUAUCAGUAUUCCUGCUUUUCUUUCCACUGACACUAACAAAGCUGUGAGUCUGUGUAAUGAUAUAUGAAGAUAUUGACCCUAGAAUAGCUUUGCUGGCUGACCAGUGUGACAUGUGCCAACCCUGUGUGUGUAGGAUGCACCUGUGUGUGUGUGUGCGUGUGUGCGUGUAAGGUCAUUUGAGCAAGUCAGCGUUUGUCACGUGUGUCUGUAGCGUUCCCCGUCAAGUCAUUGUACAUAAGUUAGUUCCAGUAGGUGCUUUUUACGAACAAACAUUUUAAUAAUUCUUAAUAUUAUUCUCACUAUUUUAAUGCAUUAUCGACUAGGUAAUCACAAGAUCUGUAGUGUUAGCACAAAUGAUGAUGAAUUGUGGAUAGUUGACAAAGCUUUACUAAUAUUUAAAGGUUUUUAUCAUUGUAAGAGAAUAUGAAUCACAGCAACAGUCUCCUGCCAGCUUAGUGCCUUGGCCUCACAGUCAGGUGGGCGUAGCAGUGCCCCUCAAAGUGCUGAUAAGGUGACAGUGCCAAAGAGUCGUCGUUGGAUGUUUGUAUAAGUUUAUGUGCGCCAUUCUAGGCAAGUUUGCACAACAGGGGAAAUAAACUCAAAAAUUGAGCUGUGUGAAAAUUGGAGUUGGUAUGAAAAUUAAACUUAGUUGUGUCGCCUGAUUUGAACAUUGGUAUGGAAAUUAGGCUAAGGUGUGAAAAUCAAGCUUAGGUAUAAGAAUGAAAGUCAAAAUUGAGUUUGGUUAUUCAUUUUGACGAGUUCAUUUCCAUAACUAAAUUUUCCAAAGUAACUUUUUCUUUCCUGAUACGAGUAAUAAUUGGAAUGGGGUUACAAGUUGACUAACAUACCCUAUCAGUUGCCUGGCAUUCCAGAGGCAAGCCACGCACUGCUCGCAGUCCCAGGAAUGCAUUCACGGAGUGCUGGUGUUGUCACAGUUUCAGUGAAAUUUAAGUUUUAUGGAUAUAGGAAAAGGUGCUGAGUGCAGAGUUUAUGAUCUAUAGAUAUUUAUUUUUGGUGAAGAGAAUUCAUAUUAUAUUCAGGGUUACUUCAUUGAUAGGCAGUGAGUGUGAUGGUAAAGUGAAGCUACAAGUGGAGACAGCUACUUAAUGUAUUACAGUAUUCUCACACAAUAUCCUUAAGGUCCCUGUACGGCCCCCACACCCUUGCCUGGGGCCAAGCAUGAAAGUGGCUUAACUGUACAACUAUUUAAUAAAUUUAUUAAUGUA